Molecule: messenger RNA, 2501 nt
Organism: Contarinia nasturtii (swede midge)
Lineage: Eukaryota; Metazoa; Arthropoda; Insecta; Diptera; Cecidomyiidae
Product: zinc finger protein sens
Exons: 6
Coding region: 601-2079 (492 amino acids)
Cellular component (GO): nucleus
Source: RefSeq, a predicted model, not a curated record
AGCAGACGGUCGUUCUUUUUUCCAAAAUAGUUGUAUGCUCUUCACUUGGUUCAUUUUUGUUCACACACAUUCAAUAAAAAAGCACAUCCACCAAAAUCACAUUUUUCGAUCGUUACAUUAAAACAAAUUUUCAAAGAUUUUUUUAAAGGAUUUUAAGUGUAUUUUUUUCUUCAUUUGCUGAAGAUCAACAUCGAAGGAUCAAAUCAACGUGUGAUAUUCGAUGAGUUUAAAACAUUAUUAAGUUUAAAGGUGUACCGGAAUUGACAACGAAAAAAAAUUUAAAUAAAUCUUGCACCAAUCGAACAAAUCAUCGACACGAUCGUCCAAAUGUGAUAGAUGGAAAACAAUGUUUAAUUUUGACCAAUAAAAAAACACUUUUGAAACAUUGUGUGAUGAAGUAUGCAUAGACAAAAUAUAUCGACCAUAAACUAAUUUCCGUUUUUAUUGUCAAAAAUCGUGCCAUUUCAAUAAAAUAAUAUAACGGGAACGAUCACCAGCGAAGAGAUUGGCCAAUAAACAGCAAAUAGUCUUUAAAAAAAGAGACUUUUUAGUGAAUCAUCAAUAUAAAAAAAAGGAUCAUCAAACACACCGAUUUCUGAUAUGGCCCAUUUAUCGCCACCGCCAUCACCACCGAACACAUUGCCAUCGGUUACAUCAAAAUUACUAAACUAUCCAAACAUUAUGAAUGGAUUAGAAAAAUUAAACUUUCCAUUGGCAACGUCAGCACUUCGUGCCAAUCUCAACACAGCGCUACAAAAUAAACUCAGUCAAGAUUUUUCAUUACUUUACAAUCCGCUGAUUUAUCCAAACUCAUUAUUCUGGCCGCCAACAUUCUUUCUGCCAUAUCAAAAUGCAGCAGCUGCAGCUGCCGUUGCCGGUUUGACAGCAUCACCCGAAUCACCAAAUUUAAGUAAUCAUCGAUACACAUUGACACCAGAAAAAGACGAUGCAGCCGAAAUCGAUGAAGAUGAACCAUUGAAUUUAUCAAUAAAAGCAAAUCGAUCGAAUUCGAAUGCGAUUAUUUGGUCGCCGGCCAGUAUUUGUGAAAAAGAAUCGGCGGCCGAAGGUGUUAUGCCAUCAAUUAAAGUCGAAUUAGAUCAGAUCAAAUCGGAACAUUUACAUAAUCAAACUGUAGGCAAUUCAUCGUCGUCAUCAUCGUCAACGUCAUCAAUUUCAUCGUUGCGCACGCCACAAUCGUUGCCAAUUCAGGAACUAUUUGAAAAAGCACAUGCCACUGGUAUUUCAGCUGAUUUUCUACAAAAAUUACAACGAAGAACGAAUGAUACAAAUGGUACGUUUCCAUCAUCGCUAACACAAGCAGCAGCUGCAGCCGCCGCUGCUGCGGCCGCUGUACAAGCCGCAACAAAUACCACCGAAUUUCUAUCACAUCUACACAAACAAGCUGAAUUUGAUUUGAUUGCAAAAAAUCAUUUAGAUCUCUACACGGAAAAUCUUCUCAAUUCCAACGAAAAUCUACGGAAUAACAAUGAAAAGCUACGGAAUGCAAAUUUACAAAAUUACAACAACAAUAACAACGACACAACAUUGAACGAUGCCAACACACUAAAUAAUACACAUAUCAAAAAUACCAUCAACAAAAGCGACGGACCAAAGAAUUCACGCAGCAUUGAAGGCAAUAGGAUGCAAAAAUUGUUUCAGUGUAAACAAUGCAACAAAACAUUUAAGCGAUCAAGUACGUUAUCCACACAUUUGUUGAUUCACAGUGACACUCGGCCGUUCCCGUGCGAAUUUUGUGGUAAGAGAUUCCACCAAAAAUCAGACAUGAAGAAACACACCUACAUUCAUACCGGUGAAAAGCCCCAUAAGUGUGUGGUAUGCUUGAAAUCGUUUAGCCAAAGUUCAAAUCUAAUCACUCACAUGCGCAAGCAUUCGGGAUACAAGCCAUUCAAAUGUGGUUUGUGCGAUCGUGCCUUCCAACGGAAAGUUGAUCUUCGCCGACACCGUGAAUGUCAGCACAAAACUACCGACUCAGCACCCGCAUCACCGAUUCACGAGCUUGCCAACACCCAAUAUCUGCCCAAUUUAACCGACAUGGAAGUGACAAGCAGCUGCCUAUAAUAAUAACAACCAAAAUCGCAAUCUGCGAUGGAAAGAGCGAGAGACGUACAUCAACGGGAUAAAUUCCAAUCUUCACUAAAAACAAAUGAUCCCGACAUUUCAAGUUUUUUCUCAUGUGGAUGAAGAAACAAAAAAAUCGUUCGUUAUUCAAAGAAGAAACAUUAAGUGAAAAGAAGAAGAAGAAGUAGAAGUAGGAAAAAAAAACAAGUAAAGAAAUCAAAGUUUCAAGGCUCAAAUACCAAAAUUAGAUGAAAAACAAACGUUCUGAAACAUAUUUAUUUUUGACUAGAACUUAAAUAGUUGCCAUUGGCGAAUGAAGUAAUUUCAAUUAAGAUUUAGAAAUAUAACGCUCAAAUAUUCGAAAAUCCAAAAGUGGUGCCCAAAUAGCACGUGAAUGGAUUUGUAUGAAUAAACCAAAAACA